AGGCGGCGGGAGGCGGCGGCCGCGGCGGCGGGAGGCGGCGGGAGGCGGGCGGAGGAGGAGGCGGAGGAGGCGGGAGCUGAGCUGAGUGGGGCGGGCGGCGGCGGGGCCCGAGCCGGAGAAGAUGGCGGUGCGGAAGAAGGACGGCGGCCCCAACGUGAAGUACUACGAGGCCGCGGACACCGUGACCCAGUUCGACAACGUGCGGCUGUGGCUCGGCAAGAACUACAAGAAGUAUAUACAAGCUGAACCACCCACCAACAAGUCUCUGUCUAGCCUGGUUGUACAGUUGCUACAAUUUCAGGAAGAAGUUUUUGGCAAACAUGUCAGCAAUGCACCGCUCACUAAACUGCCGAUCAAAUGUUUCCUGGAUUUCAAAGCGGGAGGCUCCUUGUGCCACAUUCUUGCAGCUGCCUACAAAUUCAAGAGUGACCAGGGAUGGCGGCGUUACGAUUUCCAGAAUCCAUCACGCAUGGACCGCAAUGUGGAAAUGUUUAUGACCAUUGAGAAGUCCUUGGUGCAGAAUAAUUGCCUGUCUCGACCUAACAUUUUUCUGUGCCCAGAAAUUGAGCCCAAACUACUAGGGAAAUUAAAGGACAUUAUCAAGAGACACCAGGGAACAGUCACUGAGGAUAAGAACAAUGCCUCCCAUGUUGUGUAUCCUGUCCCGGGGAAUCUAGAAGAAGAGGAAUGGGUACGACCAGUCAUGAAGAGGGAUAAGCAGGUUCUUCUGCACUGGGGCUACUAUCCUGACAGUUACGACACAUGGAUCCCAGCGAGUGAAAUUGAAGCAUCUGUGGAAGAUGCUCCAACUCCUGAGAAACCUAGGAAGGUUCAUGCAAAGUGGAUCCUGGACACCGACACCUUCAAUGAAUGGAUGAAUGAGGAAGACUACGAAGUAAAUGAUGACAAAAACCCUGUCUCCCGCCGAAAGAAGAUUUCAGCCAAGACACUGACAGAUGAGGUGAACAGCCCAGAUUCAGAUCGACGGGACAAGAAGGGGGGAAACUAUAAGAAGAGGAAGCGCUCCCCCUCUCCUUCACCAACCCCAGAAGCGAAGAAGAAAAAUGCUAAGAAAGGUCCCUCAACACCUUAUACUAAGUCAAAGCGUGGCCACAGAGAAGAGGAGCAAGAAGACCUGACAAAGGACAUGGACGAGCCCUCACCAGUCCCCAAUGUAGAAGAGGUGACACUUCCCAAAACAGUCAACACAAAGAAAGACUCAGAGUCGGCCCCAGUCAAAGGCGGCACCAUGACUGACCUGGAUGAACAGGAAGAUGAAAGCAUGGAGACGACGGGCAAGGAUGAGGAUGAGAACAGUACGGGGAACAAGGGAGAGCAGACCAAGAAUCCAGACCUGCAUGAGGACAAUGUGACUGAACAGACCCACCACAUCAUCAUUCCCAGCUACGCUGCCUGGUUUGACUACAAUAGCGUUCAUGCCAUUGAGCGGAGGGCUCUCCCUGAGUUCUUCAACGGCAAGAACAAGUCCAAGACUCCAGAGAUCUACCUGGCCUAUCGAAACUUUAUGAUUGACACUUACCGACUGAACCCCCAAGAAUAUCUUACCUCUACCGCCUGCCGCCGAAACCUAGCGGGUGAUGUCUGUGCCAUCAUGAGGUGGGUCUUGUGGCUGAGGGGAAGGGGGUACAUGAGGAUGCCUGCCUAUGGAUGUGUUUUGGCAACAGUAGAGAUGCCAGCAAGGAACACAGAGGAGCAGACAGAAAAAAGCACCUCUAGAGAAAGGGUCCAUGCCUUCCUAGAACAGUGGGGUCUUAUUAACUACCAGGUGGAUGCUGAGAGUCGACCAACCCCAAUGGGGCCUCCGCCUACCUCUCACUUCCAUGUCUUGGCUGACACACCAUCAGGGCUGGUGCCUCUGCAGCCCAAGACACCUCAGGGCCGCCAGGUUGAUGCUGAUACCAAGGCUGGGCGAAAGGGCAAAGAGCUGGAUGACCUGGUGCCAGAGACGGCUAAGGGCAAGCCAGAGCUGCAGACCUCUGCUUCCCAACAAAUGCUCAACUUUCCUGACAAAGGCAAAGAGAAACCAACAGACAUGCAAAACUUUGGGCUGCGCACAGACAUGUACACAAAAAAGAAUGUUCCCUCCAAGAGCAAGGCUGCAGCCAGUGCCACUCGUGAGUGGACAGAACAGGAAACCCUGCUUCUCCUGGAGGCACUGGAAAUGUACAAAGAUGACUGGAACAAAGUGUCCGAGCAUGUGGGAAGCCGCACACAGGACGAGUGCAUCUUGCAUUUUCUUCGUCUUCCCAUUGAAGACCCAUACCUGGAGGACUCAGAGGCCUCCCUAGGCCCCCUGGCCUACCAACCCAUCCCCUUCAGUCAGUCGGGCAACCCUGUUAUGAGCACUGUUGCCUUCCUGGCCUCUGUCGUCGAUCCCCGAGUCGCCUCUGCUGCUGCAAAGUCAGCCCUAGAGGAGUUCUCCAAAAUGAAGGAAGAGGUACCCACGGCCUUGGUGGAGGCCCAUGUUCGAAAAGUGGAAGAAGCAGCCAAAGUAACAGGCAAGGCGGACCCUGCCUUCGGUCUGGAAAGCAGUGGCAUUGCAGGAACCACCUCUGAUGAGCCUGAGCGGAUUGAGGAGAGCGGGAAUGACGAGGCUCGGGUGGAAGGCCAGGCCACAGAUGAGAAGAAGGAGCCCAAGGAACCCCGAGAAGGAGGGGGUGCUAUAGAGGAGGAAGCAAAAGAGAAAACCAGCGAGGCUCCCAAGAAGGAUGAGGAGAAAGGGAAAGAAGGCGACAGUGAGAAGGAGUCCGAGAAGAGUGAUGGAGACCCAAUAGUCGAUCCUGAGAAGGAGAAGGAGCCAAAGGAAGGGCAGGAGGAAGUGCUGAAGGAAGUGGUGGAGUCUGAGGGGGAAAGGAAGACAAAGGUGGAGCGGGACAUUGGCGAGGGCAACCUCUCCACCGCUGCUGCCGCCGCCCUGGCCGCCGCCGCAGUGAAAGCCAAGCACUUGGCUGCUGUUGAGGAAAGGAAGAUCAAAUCUUUGGUGGCCCUGCUGGUGGAGACCCAGAUGAAAAAGUUGGAGAUCAAACUUCGGCACUUUGAGGAGCUGGAGACUAUCAUGGACCGGGAGCGAGAAGCACUGGAGUAUCAGAGGCAGCAGCUCCUGGCCGACAGACAAGCCUUCCACAUGGAGCAGCUGAAGUAUGCGGAGAUGAGGGCUCGGCAGCAACACUUCCAACAGAUGCACCAACAGCAGCAGCAGCCACCACCAGCCCUGCCCCCAGGCUCCCAGCCUAUCCCCCCGACAGGGGCUGCUGGGCCACCCGCAGUCCAUGGCUUGGCUGUGGCUCCAGCCUCUGUAGUCCCUGCUCCUGCUGGCAGUGGGGCCCCUCCAGGAAGCUUGGGCCCUUCUGAACAGAUUGGGCAGGCAGGGUCAACUGCAGGGCCACAGCAGCAGCAACCAGCUGGAGCCCCCCAGCCUGGGGCAGUCCCACCAGGGGUUCCCCCCCCUGGACCCCAUGGCCCCUCACCGUUCCCCAACCAACAAACUCCUCCCUCAAUGAUGCCAGGGGCAGUGCCAGGCAGCGGGCACCCAGGCGUGGCGGGUAAUGCUCCUUUGGGUUUGCCUUUUGGCAUGCCGCCUCCUCCUCCUCCUCCUGCUCCAUCCAUCAUCCCAUUUGGUAGUCUAGCUGACUCCAUCAGUAUUAACCUCCCCGCUCCUCCUAACCUGCAUGGGCAUCACCACCAUCUCCCGUUCGCCCCGGGCACUCUCCCCCCACCUAACCUGCCUGUGUCCAUGGCGAACCCUCUACAUCCUAACCUGCCGGCGACCACCACCAUGCCAUCUUCCUUGCCUCUCGGGCCGGGGCUCGGAUCCGCCGCAGCCCAAAGCCCUGCCAUUGUGGCAGCUGUUCAGGGCAACCUCCUGCCCAGUGCCAGCCCACUGCCAGACCCAGGCACCCCCCUGCCUCCAGACCCCACAGCCCCGAGCCCAGGCACGGUCACCCCUGUGCCACCUCCACAGUGAGGAGCCAGCCAGACAUCUCUCCCCCUCACCCCCUGUGGACAUCAUGGUUCCAGGAACAGCCCUUCCCCCACCACUGGGACCCUCCCCAGCCUGGAGAGUUCAUCACUACGUAAGGAAAGCUCCUUCCGCCCCUCCAAAGCCCUCACCAUGCCUAACAGAGGCAUGCAUUUUUAUAUCAGAUUAUUCAAGGACUUCUGUUUAAAAGAUGUUUAUAAUGUCUGGGAGAGAGGAUAGGAUGGGAAUGCUGCCCUAAAGGAAGGGCUGGUGAAAGGUGUUUAUACAAGGUUCUAUUAACCACUUCUAAGGGUACACCUCCCUCCAAACUACUGCAUUUUCUAUGGAUUAAAAAAAAAAAAAAAAAGUAGAUUUUAAAAAGCCACAUCGGAGCUCCCUUCUACCCACUAAAAAAUAACCAAUUUUUACAUUUUUUGAGGGGGAGUGAGUUUUAGGAAAGGGGAAUUAAGAUUCCAGGGAGAGCUCUGGGGAUAGAACAGGGCGCAGAUUCCAUCUCUCCCCAAGCCCCUUUUUAGUGACUAAGUCAAGGCCCCAACUCCCCUCCCCCACCCUACGCCGAGCUUAUUCGAGUUCAUUUGUACUAAUAAUCCCUCCUGCGGCUUCCUCAUUGUUGCUGUUUUAGGCCACCCCAGCUCAGCCAAUGAUUCCUUUCCCUCUGAAUGUCAGUUUUGUUUUUAAAAGUCACUUGCUUAGUUGAUGUCAGCGUAUGUGUAUUUGGUGGGGAAAACCUAAUUUCGGGGAUUUCUGUGGUAGGUAAUAGGAGAAGAAAGGGCACUGGGGGCUGUUCUCCUUCCUUCCCUGGACUGUAUCCAUGGACUCCUGGAAGGCACAGAGAAGGGAGCUAUAAGAGGAUGUGAAGUUUUAAAACCUGAAAUUGUUUUUUAAAGCACUUAAGCACCUCCAUAUUAUGACUUGGUGGUUCACCCCUUAGCCUCCUCCCUCUCCCACCAAGACUGUGAGAACUUCAGCUGAUAGCUGGGGGCUCCCCAGAUGAGGAUGCAGGGAUUUGGGAGCAGUGGAAGAGGGUGCCCAACCUUGGGUUGGACCAGCCCUUGGCUCGCAGCUCAACUCUGCUUCCCGCAUUCCUGCUCCACGUCCCAGCUUCUCCCCUGUGACCGGAAGGCAGGUGUGACUCCAGGCUCUGCACUGGUUCUUCUUGGUUCCUCCCACCAGGCCCUUUGUUCCUCAUGUCCCCAUGUUUCUCUCCCUCUGCGUCUUAGCACCUUUCUUCUGUUCAAAGUUUUCUGUAAAUCUUCUCUUUUUCUUUCUUUCUUUUUUUUUUUUUAUAAAUUAAUUUGCUUUCAGUUCCA
Pan troglodytes (chimpanzee) is the source of this 5310-nucleotide messenger RNA. RefSeq names its product SWI/SNF related, matrix associated, actin dependent regulator of chromatin subfamily c member 2 (gene SMARCC2). The record is from RefSeq and is a predicted model, not a curated record. Gene Ontology annotation, molecular function: protein binding. The transcript has 29 exons. Gene Ontology annotation, cellular component: synapse. NCBI's taxonomy places the organism in Eukaryota, Metazoa, Chordata, Mammalia, Primates, Hominidae. Gene Ontology annotation, biological process: cell projection morphogenesis. The coding region runs from base 122 to 3985 and encodes 1287 amino acids.